CCCACAAGCGGUGUAGGGCUUUUUCUCUCGGACACUCUCCAGUAGCAACUUCAACCAUGGCGGAGCAGACGGAGAAGGCGUUUCUGAAGCAACCAAAGGUCUUCUUGAGCUCGAAGAAGUCUGGUAAAGGCAAGAGACCUGGUAAGGGAGGUAAUCGUUUCUGGAAGAACAUUGGUCUUGGUUUCAAGACUCCAAGAGAAGCUACCGAAGGUGCAUACAUUGACAAGAAAUGUCCAUUUACUGGCACGGUUUCUAUUAGAGGCCGUAUCUUAGCAGGAACAUGCCACAGUGCGAAAAUGCAGAGGACAAUCAUUGUCCGGAGGAACUAUCUUCAUUUUGUUAAGAAGUAUCAGAGGUAUGAGAAAAGGCAUUCGAACAUCCCUGCUCAUGUCUCACCGUGUUUCCGUGUCAAAGAAGGAGAUCAUGUGAUCAUUGGGCAAUGCAGACCGUUGUCAAAGACUGUGAGGUUUAACGUCCUAAAGGUCAUACCAGCUGGGAGUUCUGCUAUAGGGAAAAAAGCAUUCACUGGAGUGUAGAGAGACUUACUUAAGUUGUUGGGAUCGAUCGAUAUAAGUGGAUUUUGGUUUUCAUGUCCUCAAGAAAAAUGUCUUUUAUAUCAUUCGUGCUAGCUUCAAACACUAUCUCUCUUACAAAUACCAUUUUAUAAUGAUUUUAUGUUUGUCUA
Molecule: messenger RNA, 685 nt
Organism: Capsella rubella
Lineage: Eukaryota; Viridiplantae; Streptophyta; Magnoliopsida; Brassicales; Brassicaceae
Product: 40S ribosomal protein S11-3
Exons: 6
Coding region: 57-536 (159 amino acids)
Biological process (GO): translation
Cellular component (GO): cytosolic small ribosomal subunit; ribosome
Molecular function (GO): structural constituent of ribosome
Source: RefSeq, a predicted model, not a curated record